Molecule: messenger RNA, 2043 nt
Organism: Cuscuta epithymum
Lineage: Eukaryota; Viridiplantae; Streptophyta; Magnoliopsida; Solanales; Convolvulaceae
Source: the annotation of a GenBank genome assembly
GAAGAGGAGAGAGAAGAUGCAACGACACAGUUCCUGUGGCAAUACGGAGUUUGUAUGUAUGUCGCCCUUUUUGAAUUUCAGACGCGCUACCGUUGAUAUCAGCACGCCUUGUUUCCAUGCCGAUAUCUUUUUCCUCCCCCAUUUGCUCCCAUCCAUUUUCUUCUUCCCGCAAUCUCUUCUUUUCCACUCAUAUUUGUCCUCUUCCUUUCCAGUAGUCAAAUUCUUGAGAACCAACUGUUCAAAUAUAUUUGGGUUUCCACUAACUUUUGCUUCUUGUCCUCCACACUUGAAUCCCACUUACUGAAGAAUCCCAAGCUGCUUUCUUUUUCUUUAUUACUGCGGACCUCAUAAUUAACUAAUCCGAAACCUGCAGGUAAGUCAGAGCUCUUGAUUUCAGCAAUGUGCUCCCUGAAAUAUUACCCAGUCAAGCAGUAAAUGUUUUUUAUCUGGGAUUUCUCAAUGAAAGAUCACAGCUUUUUGACGGGAUUUGUGUAGCUAUAUACACUAUACUUUAGCGAGUUUGUUUUCGUAGGAGAAUGGAAGCUCAUUGUGAAUAUUUAAUAAAAUACUCCGUAUAUGUUUCUUUAAAUGUCAGUGGUAAAGUUUAAUUAUUUUGCCGAUCAGAGAUUGUCGAGCUGAUAAUGAAAAAGGAAAAGGACAUUAUACCAUUUACCACUACUUCAUGGAGACAAUAACUGCUACUGCAAUGCCCUAUCCGAGAGAGCCUGCUAAUUAUGAAGAGGUAGCAAUGCAGCAAAGUGUCCUGUUUGCUGACAGCCUUAAGGACUUGAAGGAUCUCAGAAAGCAGCUGUACUCUGCAGCUGAGUACUUUGAGUCAACCUACUUCAAUGAUAAUGAAAAAGAAACAGUUGUAAAUACAUUGAAAGAUUAUGCCAUAAAAGCGCUUUUGAACACUGUGGAUCAUUUGGGCUCUAUGACAAAUAAGGUUAAUGAUCUUUUAGUUGAAAAAGUAGAUAAAGUUUCCGAAACCGAACUUCGUAUGUCUUGCAUUAAGCAGAGAUUAAGGUCAUGCCAGGAGCAUAUAGAUCACGAGGGUCUUUCACAGCAACAGUUACAGAUAAACACUCCCAAGCACCAUAGAAGGUACAUCUUCCCAGUUGGUGGAGCUCUGCGUGGUCUUGAUGCUGAAGAUGACUGGUCUCAGUUUCGAAAUGCUGUUCGAGCAACAAUCACAGAAACCCCCCCUGCAGUUGGAAAUGGGAGCUCUUCAACUCCUACUCCAAGACUUACUCAAGAAUCUCGCGAUCUCUCAUUGUUAAAGACCGAGUCUAAACGAGAUUUAGGAUCAGAGAAGCGGACAGUGUCGCCACACCGAUUUCCGCUUUUGCGAACAGCAUCCCUUGCCAGAAGGUCCACCACACCUAAAAGAUCUCACUCAACAACCCCAAAGAGCUCCCAGCCAACCACCCCAAACUCAAGCCAACCAACCACUCCAAACCCUAGACGGCUGUAUCCUUCAGAGCCUCUGAAAUCAGCUUCAAUGCGGCUCCACACAGACAGGGAAACACACCGAGAUCCUCAAGAUCAGCAACCCACCGGUAAAAGCAAGCGUCUUCUUAAAGCUUUGCUCAGCAGGCGUAAGUCAAAGAAAGAUGAAACACUAUAUACCUACAUAGAUGAGUAUUAAUGUUCAUAGUUCCUCACCCCAGUUUUGCAUGAUUUUCGCAGCAGUAUUCGUUAUAUUUACUGGAGUACUUUAUUCCCCAAAUUGCGCAAAAGCAAUGUUACUUGUUCUUGAUAAGUUGAUACAACUCUUAUAUGAGACUACAUAUGAGAUACUACUUUUGUCCAAAUUUAAUGGUAACAUUUGUUUGGGCUUGUAGAUUAUGAAAGUAAUACGGAGUAUCAUUUCCUAAUUUCUAUUCUAGCAAUGAUAUUCGGUCAUUGCCAAAAAAAGGAGUAUACUCGGUCAUACUUGUAGAUUAUGAAAGUGACUUGUAUGAUCGUUUACCUUAUUUCUACUUUAUUACUACUAUAUAAUUUGGGCAAUGGAUACUUAUUUAUCAUAUUGUAAAUGAAUGA